AUGUACAAAUCAAUCAAUGAGAAAAUACAAUUAGAGUCUAGGAUUAAAUUAUUUAUUAAGAGAGAAUUGGAAACAAUUUUCAGAUCGUAUUCUAUAGGAAUGAUCCAAUGUCAUAUUGAAGGCUUAUUGUCAAGCCCAGAAUUUUGCUAUUUGAAAUUAAUUAACGAUUGGAGUCCACAUUUAGGAAUUUAUUCUCAUGGUCCUCAUAUUGAAUUAUUUGAACAUCAAAUUGAACCAUAUUUAAUCCAAUUUACACAUCAUUUUACGCAUGAAUUAUUAUUAUUUUGCAUGUCCAACGUCACUCAACCAGAUAGAUAUGACGAAUUAGUUGAAUAUGAAAAGAAGAGCCUUUUAAAUUUCAAAAAAGACUCAAUAAAUUCAUCCCAAGCCACUAAUAAUUAUUAUUAG
This is a messenger RNA of Naegleria lovaniensis, 408 nucleotides long. RefSeq lists its product as uncharacterized. The transcript has a single exon. The record is from RefSeq and is a predicted model, not a curated record. The coding region runs from base 1 to 408 and encodes 135 amino acids. Lineage: Eukaryota; Heterolobosea; Eutetramitea; Acrasida; Naegleriidae.